Messenger RNA from Lampris incognitus (smalleye Pacific opah), 1834 nucleotides. It is a transcript of the gene metrnlb, whose product is annotated as meteorin like, glial cell differentiation regulator b. Lineage: Eukaryota; Metazoa; Chordata; Actinopteri; Lampriformes; Lampridae. The transcript is spliced from 5 exons. The record is from RefSeq and is a predicted model, not a curated record. The coding region runs from base 230 to 1195 and encodes 321 amino acids. Gene Ontology annotation, biological process: energy homeostasis; positive regulation of brown fat cell differentiation. Gene Ontology annotation, molecular function: hormone activity.
UCAAGCCAGCGGCUGCAGCGGGACGCGGCGACACAGCGCGGUUUUAACAGUGCCGAUGAUCCUCCGCAGACGCGCGUACGGCGGCUCAUAAACUUCUUCACGAUGCCUCCCUUUUUUAUUUUUAUUCUUUUUUUUCUGGUGCGCACAUUCUGAACCCCCCCCCCCUCGUAACGCAAACAAUGUAGGCAGCGUUGAUGAAACGUACACCUUUUGUCGGAUCCUUCGCUUGAUGUUUUCCUACUUCGGGUCGCUGGACUUGGUUCGUAACCGGGAGGUAAUCAUGACAUGGCCGUUCGCUGCGCACUGGAUCGCCGCCGUGUUACUCUGCCGGGCUUCGGCGCAAUACUCCAGCGACCAGUGCAGCUGGAGAGGAAGUGGUUUGAGCCAUGAAUCCCAUCGUAGAGAUGUGGGGCAGAUCUACCUUCGCUGUUCGCAGGGCUCUCUGGAGUGGCUCUACCCCACAGGGGCCAUCAUUGUCAACUUGCGGCCGAACACAGAGCCCUCAUCAGGAGGCACGCCAGGUUUUCAUGCCUGCGUCAAACCUCGAGCAGACUCCCAGGGGGCGCAGGUAUACCUGGAGCGAGCCGGGGAACUGAGGCUGCUGCUUGGGGAGAGGGCCCAGGCUCAGGGCACGGUGCAUUGUUUUAGCCUGGAAGAGGGGGUGCUCUUCGUGGAGGCAGUGGCUCAGACAGACAUCAGCAGGAGGAUUACAGCUUUUCAGUAUGAGCUGGUGCCAAGCCAGGGGCCUGCAGCAUACAUGUACCCCUACCUGCAUCCUGGCACAGCUCCAUGUAAGCCAUGUUCAGAUGAAGAGGUCCUAAUGGCUGUGUGCACCAGUGACUUUGUGGGUAGUGGCUACAUCCAAGGAGUGGUCAAGCCCUCAUUUACUUCCUCGUCGUCUUCAACAUCAGGUGCAAACAACCACUCCUCUUUUGUGGUGACCCUCAGUCGACUCUUCCGUCAGAAGAGCAAGGUGUUCGUUUGGGGGGGUACCAGAGGGAGGGGCUGGAGUGGAUAUGUCCGUGUACCCCUGCGGUGCAGUGUGCAUGCUGGAGGGGAUGAAUACCUGCUGACGGGGUUUGUGCAUUUUGGGGAGGCCUGGCUUGGCUGCGCCCCGCGUUACAAGGACUUCACAAAGCUCUACCGUAAAGCACAGGAAGCAGGUAACACCCCGUGUCAAAUGGAUACCGACUGAGGGGGUCGCUGAACCAAUCGCGUCAGUAGUGAAGGAUGAAGUCGAACACUUCCCAGCGAGCUCCUCGGGGAAUCACCGAGGGAUGCGACGAGUGAAAAGCUGGAAAAAUGAAGGAUUUGGGUUUGCAUGGAUUUGCAUUCACUGCUUUUGGAGAGACAAGAUGAGUUUAUACAGGCGGACUGUUGUCUGCGGUUGGCGAUUGGUUGUGCAGCUCACGCUUGCUAUCAAUUGGUUGAAACGGUUUUUCUCGAAUUACAGCAGAAGAAACAAUUUGACAAUUUGACCUUUUAAGAAGAUAACUGCCUGCAUCGAAUCCAUCUCCGCAGUAACUGUGGUUAGUGGCAUACUGGUGAAUGUGUUAAAGUGGUAAAUGAAAGAGGACUGUGAAAAUGAAUUGUGCCUAGCUAGCUUAUAUUUGCAUGGUCAUGCAUAUGUGUCAAAUGCUUGUAUGAUCAUUUUUUAAAUGAAAGUUUGCUUUGUAAAAAGCUUGAUGUAAAGUUUGGAAGUCUUAUCUUCUGACAGAAGUGUACAUAAUGCAGCUCUGUGAGUCUUUGUUACUGUACGUGUGUGCGUGUGUGCGCGCCGAUGAGUUGUAAAGGGUGCUUGUGUUUGCAAAUAAUAAAAACCCGCUUUGAUUUC